GGAAGAACUAAAAGAAUCGGCCGUUUCCUAUGCGCUAGCCAAUGGUAUUCUUCAUGGAGAGAUUCUGAAUGGCAAACAAUACCAAACGCAUAUGCCCAUCUCUCUCUUUCCGUUUGUGUUGCCGAAGAGUAGCUAUGAGAACGGUUUGGUUCUGAACGCUCUAUUUCAUGAAUUGUUGCUUCAAAUCUGUAAAAAUCCUGAGUGGUUAUUUGAGCAGCUAAAAGAUAUGUCCGAUGACUACACUGCACAUCUCGUGGAUAUCGCCAAGCGCGUCCUCCGCAGCCCCACCUACCAGCCCGUCAUAUGCGGUCUAAUCCGCUCGGACUACAUGAUCGACGGCGAGACGAGCCAGAUGCUUCAGAUCGAGCUGAACACCAUUUCCUGCUCGUUCCCGGGCGUGGAAGAGAAACUCACCGCCAUGCAUCGCUUCCUUCUCUCCUCCCACCCCGAGUCGCUUCCGUCGAUCGCCGAAUUCCUUCACAUUCCUCUCUCCGACAUCCACUCCUUCAUCCAAUCCCCUUCCUUCAACCAAACGCUCCGCCGGACCGCCGCGAGCUUCGCCGCCGCCGUCGAUUUUUACCGAUCGCUCUACCACCCCGACGAGGCGUGCUUUCUACUUGUUAGCCAGGAAAACGAGAACAACAACUCGGACCAGUUCUGUAUCACGCUCUUGCUGGAGGAGGUGUAUCAUGUCCGAUGCAUCUACCAAACACAUACGCAGCUGAUCGCGUCGAUGACCGAUACGGACGGUGUACUGCGCGUCCAUGGCCAUGAAAUCGCCGUAGUCUACUAUCGUAGCGGAUACACUCCAUCGGACUACCCGACGCCUGCGCAGUGGGAAAUUCGCGAGCGACUCGAAGCUGCUCGCUGCAUUAAGUGUCCCAACGUGCUGCUCCAUCUGAUUGGUUGCAAGAAAAUCCAGCAGCAGCUGAGUCUCCCUGGGUUUAUUGAACCGUUUUUUGACGAUGUUGAGAAAGCGAAACGCCUUCGCUCCUGCUUCGUUCCGAUGUUUCCCGCCAAUUUGGUGGUCGAAGGGCAGCCCGAAGGACUCUUCCAGGAGGUGUGCAACAACCCCUUGGAGUGGGUGUUGAAGCCGCAGCGUGAAGGAGGCGGUUAUAACGUUUGGGGAGAUGACAUUGUGAAGAUGCUCAAGAAAGGAGAUUUAAAUGAAUUGAAUUCGAUGAUUCUGAUGAAACGAAUUUUCCCGAAGGCCAACGAUGCUUUUCAUGUAAGAGAGUCGGUGUGCUGCAAACGCUCUUCUUUGAACGAAAUCGGAUUCUAUUCGUCGUUGCUGUUCGAUACGAGAGACAGCAGAAUGAUUCGGACCGAUGAUAUUGGCAUUCUGGUCCGAACGAAGAAUGCAGAAUCGUUUGAGGGAGGCGUGAGCGCUGGAUACGCUGUAAUGAACUCGCCGAUCCUUUCGAGCCUUUGGUUUGUUUGUUGA
Molecule: messenger RNA, 1444 nt
Organism: Blastocystis hominis
Lineage: Eukaryota; Bigyra; Opalinata; Blastocystidae
Exons: 6
Coding region: 92-1444 (450 amino acids)
Biological process (GO): glutathione biosynthetic process
Cellular component (GO): cytosol
Molecular function (GO): glutathione binding; ATP binding; glutathione synthase activity
Source: RefSeq, a predicted model, not a curated record